AUGCUUUCACUCCCGACAUGGUAUCGUUCCCCGAUGUGCCAGGUUGUCCUCGUCGGCAUAACCUGUUUCUGUACCACGGGCAUGUACAGUGCGCUCUCAAACCUCGGGGCCGGAGGAACGCAAGAUAUCACACUCUCGGAUGAGGCCAACGGUGUGCUGUACGGCUGUUUCGCUGUCAUGGGCCUCUUCGCUGGAGGGGUCACCAAUCUACUCGGAAUCAGGAUCACCAUCUUCCUCGGUACACUAGGAUACACGCUAUAUGCGGGAUCGCUCUGGUGCUUCCAGACCCAGGGUACUCGCUGGUUUGUCGUCUUCGCAGGUGCCAUACUAGGAAUCUCCGCCGCACUACUAUGGUCGGCGCAGGGCGCGGUCAUGAUGUCGUACCCGCUCGAAAAGGACAAGGGGAAAGCAUUCGGAGUCUUCUGGGCAAUCUUCUCAUUCGGCUCGUUCAUCGGCUCAGUCAUAGCGCUCGCCAUUAACAUCCGGAGCGGCAGCCUGUCCUCCGUAUCGACUGGGACAUAUGUCGCAUUCGUCAUCAUCAUGCUUAUUGGCUCAGCGUCUACGAUGCUCCUCCUUCCGCCGGCGUCCAUCAUCCGUCCAGACGGCUCCUUGGUCAAGGUCCAGGAAGCGACCUCGCCUCGCGAUGAGAUUCGCUCAUUCUUGAUACUGUUCAAAGAUUGGCGCAUGCUCGCGCUUACCCCAAUGUUCUUCGCGUCGAACUACUUCUACGCGUAUCAAGGCGCCAUCAAUACCUUCUACUUUGACGGCCCGACGCGCGCGGUGAAUGCCACCCUCGAGGGAGCAGGGGCCAUUGUUGGGGCCCUCAUCAUCGGCAUCGUUGUACUCGACGCGCCGCGCUUCAAGCGACGCACCAGAGGGUGGCUUGGGUUGGCAUUCGUCACUGUCGCCGUCAUCACUGUAUGGUCGUGUGCUCUCGCUUGGCAAGUCAAGUUCACGCGUGCCAGCAACGUUGGGAAGAUGUCGUACCACGACGCCGGCUACGCACCUAAAGGCACACUUUUCUUUUUCUUUUACUUCGGGGAUGCAGCGUACCAGGCGCUCGCGUACUGGAUUAUGGGCGCGAUCACGAAUGAUCCUUUCAAGCUUGCGCGUUAUGCCGGGUUUUACAAGGCCAUUCAAUCUGCGGGUGGCGCGGGCUCAUAUGGCAUGGACGCAGUGUCGACGCCAUUUCUGAAUGAGCAUCUCGCGAGCUGGAUUUUGAUGCUAGUUUCAUUGCCGCUAGCAGGUCUUGUCAUCUGGCAUGUCCAUGACACAUCAUACCAGGACGAGAAGACAGUGUUCGUUGACGAGGUCAAGGACGAGAAGGUCGAAGAGGGUUCUGUGGGUGUAGACGAAAAAGAGAAAGGAGAGAAAGAGUCACCGACCGAGUACAUCUCGUGA
Molecule: messenger RNA, 1401 nt
Organism: Peniophora sp. CBMAI 1063
Lineage: Eukaryota; Fungi; Basidiomycota; Agaricomycetes; Russulales; Peniophoraceae
Source: the annotation of a GenBank genome assembly